AUGGUCAAGCUGCAGUUGUUGAUUGCUCCCUACAUCACAGGACACGUGCAUGUUCAAACGAAUCCCAAGUUGUCAUACUCACAGACGGGCACGGUCGAUAACGCUCAGAGGAUUGUUGCCAUAUUCAAGGGACUGGCACCUGAUUUUGACACCAAACGUACCUGCAUCAAGAUACCUGCGACAUGGGACGGUCUCUGUGCAUGCCGCACCUUGGAAGCCAACGGCGUGACCACGCUGGCGACAACUAUGUUUUGCAUGGAGCAAGCUGUUCUGGCCUCGGAUGCAAACUGCACUUAUAUCGCGCCAUAUAUCAACGAACUGAAAGUACACUUCGAAACAGGGUACAUCGACCACCAUAAAGCCUUCGCAUUCUGCCGUGAAGCUCAGGCUUACUACAAUGCAAACAACCAUCGCACCCGCGUUCUUGCUGCCUCUCUUACGUCUGUCGACGAAGUCUUACAACUAGCAGGUGUAAAUCACGUCACAAUCUCUCCAAUACUUUUGCAUGCGCUAUCGCGUAUGGAUGUUUCUACAACGACAAAGAGACCUGGCCAAUAUUUUGCAGACGAACUAGCCGCGGAGAGCCUGGAGGCGAAGAAAUAUGCCUCUAUUCUGCAAGAUGAGAGCGCUUGGAAGCUUGCAUUCACAAGGAGCGGGUUUGGAACAAGUGAAGGAAAGAUCAUUCAAGCCAUCAAUUACUUUUCCGACUUCCAAGAGAAGCUGGAAGAACUUGCUGGACGUUACGCAUCAUAA
Trichoderma aggressivum f. europaeum is the source of this 753-nucleotide messenger RNA. RefSeq lists its product as uncharacterized. Gene Ontology annotation, molecular function: transaldolase activity. Bases 1 to 753 code for a protein of 250 amino acids. Gene Ontology annotation, cellular component: intracellular anatomical structure. Lineage: Eukaryota; Fungi; Ascomycota; Sordariomycetes; Hypocreales; Hypocreaceae. Gene Ontology annotation, biological process: pentose-phosphate shunt, non-oxidative branch; carbohydrate metabolic process. The record is from RefSeq and is a predicted model, not a curated record. The transcript has 3 exons.